AUGAGUUUAAAUUUUAGCAUAGCCAAUGUCGUUUAUGUAAAGAACCUUUCCACCGAUGUGACAGAGAAGGACAUAAAAGAAAAAUUUGAAUCAUGUGAUGAGAUAAUCGGCGUCGUUUUUAAGAACUUUCCCGGGAAGAACCAGAAGUACUGUCAAAUCGAGUUCAAGAGCUCAGAGGGAAUAACGAAAGCGUCUCGCCUCAAUGGCGAGAUGCUACUGAACGUGCCCAUGGUUGUAACUGUCAUCGAACCCAUUUCACAAAAUCCAGCUUUUUCCGACCCGGCUAUCGGUAGCAUUGAGACGGAUAAAAAUUUAGCCACCUCACUAGAUGGAAGAACCGGCGCCCUUGUUAACAGUGCCGCCGCGCAGAGCGUGCAGUACCAGGCCCUGCAGAACAUCCUCCUCCAGCAGCAACUCAUAUCGGAGCAGAAGAAGGGACUCGUGGACUUCCAAAAUUCGCUGAACGAAAAGAACAACAAAUUUGAUGUCUUCUCCAAAAUUAUCUACAUGGAAAAUGUCCCUCCAAAUUGCAGGGAAGAUGAUAUAAAGGCCCUUUUCAAGAAUGUCGGGACCCCUACGAGCUACAAGCUCCAGUACAACGAGCAGAAAAAAGUGAACACUGCGUUUGUUGAAUUUACUGACGAAGAACAUGCCAAGGCUGCGUUACUUAUGAACGGGACUAAAAUAGGAACGAAUGAAAUUAUCAUAAAAGAUGCAUAUAGCUUAAUCAACGAAAAAGAUAAUUUGAGAAAUAAUUUCUCAUUUUAUAGUAACAACACAAGUGGGACGAACACCAAGACUGACGUGAGUGAUCCUCCCCCAGCAAAGAAGAAACCUGUCGUUAAUGAGAAGGUGGAAAAGGUCCUUGCCUUGCGAGACAAACUGAAUCAGAAGCUUCUUGCCAUGUAUAAUCCAAGUCCUGUCAUUGUGAAUAACCUCGUGCAGGUUAAUCCGCAGCUGAUCGGGACAUCCACAGAGGGGGUAGCAGCGGGAGUAGCGGGAAUGACAGAAGUCAUGGGAGUUGCGAACGCCGCUGGAAUGGCAGCAGGAGUGGCAGGUGGGCUCACAUGGGGAACCACUUCCUCCCCCACUGCCCAGCAAACGAAAGCGAUAGCGGAGAGUAACAACGGAUCGGUCAGUCGACCCGGUGAGACCAACGUGAGCGAGGCGAGGGAGAAGGCCGAGAGGAAGAAAAAGGCUAAAGAGGAUGGAGAGGACGCCGAUGAGGGGGAGGAAGAUAAAAACGUAGACAGAGAUACAAACGAAGCGGAUGAAACACAGAACAAAGUGAGGAAAGACAAAAAAUCCAGGAGUGAGAAAUACAGCAGCAGUGAAUCGUCUUACUCGUCUCGAAGCAGCUCCCGCUCGUCAUCCAGCAGCAGGAGCAGUGACAGGAGGCAUGGAAGCAAAAGAGGCUCCAGGCGAAAACGUAGCCAUAGAAAGCAUAGCAGCAGCACUCGUAGAAGGAAAAAAUAUGAUAGCCGCUCCAGGAGCUCGCACCGCACCAGGAGUAACGAUUCGUUAAGUUCGUAUGAGUCAGAUAGAAGAAGCAGGUAUCGUGACAGAGAAAGCAAAAUUAGAAAAAUGAGGAAGAGAUACCACAGCUCAUCCCUCAGCUAUAGCAACUCCUCUCAUUCGCCCAGACGAAGGCGAAGAAGGUCCAGCAGCAACAAACCGUGGUGGGUUAAAGAAUCGGAGAAAAUGCAGAUGAGGCAGCGGUUGAAAGAGAAGCUCAGGCGCGAAAUGGCUUACAGAGAAAGGUACUGA
Molecule: messenger RNA, 1767 nt
Organism: Plasmodium inui San Antonio 1
Lineage: Eukaryota; Apicomplexa; Aconoidasida; Haemosporida; Plasmodiidae
Exons: 4
Coding region: 1-1767 (588 amino acids)
Cellular component (GO): cytoplasm; nucleus; ribonucleoprotein complex
Molecular function (GO): mRNA binding
Source: RefSeq, a predicted model, not a curated record